GACGUGUGCAUUCUCUGCUGUUUCUCCUUUCACUUUGCAAGCUAGAAUCUGGUGCUCUGGCAGCAUAACAUCUCUGGAAGAUGGCUUUUUUUCGCUAUUCGAUUCUUGCAGUUCUGGCGGCCGGGCUGCUGCUUCCCUCUGUUUAUGGGUUACAAUUCCCUGUCUCGGCGCGCCUCAAACACAGAGCGGGGCAGAGUGGGUUCGGAAAGAGGCAGUCUGCGGGGCAGACGAGCACGAGCGGUGAUCAGAUGGUGAUCUCCCUCAAAGAUUUGCAGGACGUGGAAUAUACGAGUAUGGUGUGGUUGGAGGGCCAGCCGUUCACGGUCUUAUUGGAUACCGGGAGUGCGGACCUGAAUAUUAUGGGCACUAUCCCAACCGCGAAGGAUACUGGUAUUCCCGUCACUGUCAACUUUGCAUCAGGCGCCGAGGAGGGCCAGAUGUCAUUUGGCAACGUUACUUUCGCCGGUUAUACCGUCCAGCAGCAGGUCUUCAACCAUGUUAGCGUAAACGCUGGAGCCUCCAGUCAGAACGGCCAAGACCAGGGGUUGCUUGGUCUAGGCAUGUCCUCCGGCUCCGUCCUCCAUAAGAUUUACCAGCAGACGUUGACUACGGACACGAGCGGCAUGCUUAAUCCGACGUGGGGGGAUGCCCUACUGGAUAGGAUCUUCCAACAAAAUCCAUCCACGUCGAACUUCAUGUCGUUUACCCUGGCCAGGGACAUGGAUACUGCUGAGACAAGCGUGAUCGCUGUUGGUAAUUUUACCCUGAGCGAGCUCGUCCCGGGCAUGGAGAACAUCACCACGAUGCCAAAACUUCCUGUUAUCACUCCGCCGCAAGGCCAGACCGAUCUCCAACACUGGACUGUAGCAGUGGAUGGUAUCAUGGCCAAUGACGUGGCCUUUACGCUUCCUCAAUCUGUCGUGGCUGGUGCUGCAGCAGGUAGUAUGGUCGCCGUCCUGGACAGUGGCUUUACAUUCCCUCAAGUUCCUCCCUCUGUCGCCCAAGCAUUCUACGGCUCCAUCCCCGGCGCCGUACUCUCCAACGCCUCUGGUGUCAUUGCCUGGACAUUCCCCUGCAAAGCGCAGGUCAACGCAUCGUUCAUGUUUGCUGGAGUCAACUAUCCGAUCCACCCGCUCGAUAUGAGCUUCGACCCUGCGACCGUUGGACAACCUUUGCCGAAUAACACCUGUAUUGGUGCGUUUCAGCCGAUUCAGGCUGAUGCACUGCAGGCCUUAGAUGGGGUUGCGGACAUGGUGCUUGGAAUGGCGUUCCUUCGCAAUACCUAUACCUUGAUGAACUAUGGCGACUUCGUUGACUCUGCAGCUGAUGCAACAGCGCAACCAUACGUCCAGCUGUUAAGCACAACCGAUGCGGCAGCGGCAGCCGCCUGUUUCACCUCCGUUCGUGACCCCCCUCCGGUGUACAAUGGCUAUGCCUCUCCCACCAAUGAGCUUAUGCCUGCUUUCGUGGUACUCCCCACCUUCGCAGCGAUAUGUCUCCUCGUCUUCGUUGUCUGGCUAAGGCUGCGCCGGACGGCAGCGGCGCGGGACACCAAGAACAUGAGGCAAUUGCCCUAAAGCCAUUCGUUUUUCUCCAAGGUCAAUUUCAGUGGCGCGAGCGCUCUCUUUUUUACUGUCAUUAGUCAUAUCUGCGGUUCUAUUUGUGUAUUGUGAAUAUCGGCACUCAGACAAGAAAUGCAUUGGUCGAACUAUCCCAGGGGUGUCGUGAGUGUCGUAAGAACUACCGCCGAACAAGGCUCAUCCUCUCUUAUCGUAUCCUCUCUUAUCGUCUUCAUAUCUUCUCGUAUCGUCUUCGUAUUUGAUGUGGUUGAUGUUCUGGGCCUUUUCGAGCAUCUCCUUGAAUUGAGCCCAUUCCAUAGCGAUGACAGCUUUCCGAUCAAGCCAAUCCAUGAUGGCAUUCGGAUCGUCCAGAUCCCUGGGGGCAUCGACGUGGACAAACAUCCUUCUGGGCCGGUCCUCAUCACUAUCGUCGUCCUCCGAUCGCAACAACUUUAUCUGAUCUCUAAGCGCUUCAUACAGAAAGUACUCCCAGUGAUAGAACUGAUUGAAGAUCUCCAUCCGCGCCGCGCAUACACGACCCACUGUAUAUACGAAUUCUUUCUCGCCUUCAUUUACACCGUCAUCGAUAAAGGAAUCGUCG
This is a messenger RNA of Dacryopinax primogenitus, 2160 nucleotides long. Its product is annotated as acid protease. Gene Ontology annotation, molecular function: aspartic-type endopeptidase activity. The record is from RefSeq and is a predicted model, not a curated record. Gene Ontology annotation, biological process: proteolysis. The transcript has 7 exons. Bases 81 to 1577 code for a protein of 498 amino acids. Lineage: Eukaryota; Fungi; Basidiomycota; Dacrymycetes; Dacrymycetales; Dacrymycetaceae.